Penicillium paradoxum is the source of this 1890-nucleotide messenger RNA. RefSeq lists its product as uncharacterized. Bases 1 to 1890 code for a protein of 629 amino acids. The transcript is spliced from 2 exons. Gene Ontology annotation, cellular component: site of double-strand break. The record is from RefSeq and is a predicted model, not a curated record. Lineage: Eukaryota; Fungi; Ascomycota; Eurotiomycetes; Eurotiales; Aspergillaceae.
AUGGCGCAGGUGCGACCAUCAGCGCCGGGGCGCAGCGCAUCGGUCCAUGGGUUUGAAAGCAAGCUUAGCCAACAGUUAGCCCAACCUCAAUCUGAUUCGGAAAAUCAACUUGAACCGUCGCGCUCCCCAAAAUCGCGAUCAUUGUCUGAUGCGUCCAGGCCGACAUCCUCCACCCAACCAUCUACCGGUGACCUCAGUCGUCCACAGAGCAAAGACGAUAAUGCGAUCCCCUCUCUUCCCGCUACUCCUAGACGAUCAAGUGUACCUCAUUCAAAUUUCUCACUAAACUUGCCUACCAAACCCGCCGCCGUGUCACCCUCACUUACGAACCGCGCCCCUCUCUCUCCCAAACUCGACCCAUCACAUACCUACGGAUCACCGGGAUCUGUACUUCCACGACGAUCUCGGGGCCUCGACUUCUCACGCGCAUGUACAAAUCUUCACCAUUCUACGCUCGCCGAAUCGUCGCCGGAUUCAUCGCCCAUCGUUGGAGGGCGGGGCAUGCCAAUUCCUCCACGACGCGGAUCAAUCGGAGCGACAUCCAUCCUACCUUACUCAACAUCAGGCCCGGUAGACCGUACCACGAUAUCAAGCUCUAUGUCGAGUGUAAAUAUGAUGGAGUCAGACACGAGCAGUAGCGAGGAAGAUGAGUCGAUGGGGGACCGCGACGACAUCAUGAUCAACACACCGCAGGCAACGCGCAUCAGCGCACCGAGUCCGUUCGCUAGUAAUAUCCAGAGCCCAGGCAACGAAUGGAUGGGUGGAUAUUCACAAGCCGCUGCCAGUUUGAUGAGCUUCCAACGUGCGCGCUUUCGAAAAGGCCGUAGCCGCCACAGCUCCAGCAGUGCCAGCGGAAACAGUUCGAAGCCUAGCCCUACCCCCCACUCUCCACCCAUAUUGAAGAGUGUUGAGAACUCCACAGGAGGCUAUUUUGCCCCACGAAAUACUGUGCAUUCCCGAAGAGAGAGUCUCAGCUUCGGUACCCGCGACCUCCGUUUGUCCGAUAUGAGUGACGAUAGUGAAAAUCGCGUGACGCGGAGUGGAAGCCCAGUUUUCACACCACAUUCGGAAGGUGGUGGGCCUCUAGGAGUAAUCCGUCGUGCCGUGACUCGACGAAGUAGCUUACUCCCCAAAACCAAAACUUUCGCACGUAUUCGCGCCGCUUUGAUGGAGGAAGGUGCUCCAGUUGAUAGUGACAUGAAACGAGAGGCAGAAGUCGUCCGGCAGGUCCGUGACACCGAGCCUGAACCAACUCCUGCACUAGGCGAGUUCACAUCAUUGCAGCCCUCUUCCUUUGAUUUGGCCCAGGCCGAUGAACCAGCUAUCAAGACGGAGAUAGAUGCAUCAUCUUCGGACACUUUUGGCAAGCAAGCCAGUCGCAAUUCUGGCGCGGAGUUUUGGAACUCGUUCGAUGGACGAUAUCGAACUCCACCCCCGGCUCGUCAGGGUGGCCCCUCAUCUGUGGCAGAUGACGAGAUGUGCAUGGAUAUGACUCCAUCUACAACCAUUGGUUCUAUCACGGCAGACUCAUUCAAGCCACGUUCCCGCUCCUCUACCCCCCAUGCGCCUGUUAUGCCAAGCAUCGGGGAGAUUUGUCGCAAGAGGCGUCGUGACGAUGACUUUGAUCCUAAUCUUUUCAAGCGCCGGGCUGUUUCGCCCAGUGUAAGUGCUCAGAGUAGCCCGGUGAUGACCCACUCCAACAAUGUCAAUGACAUGGGCCCAAACAUCUGGGGUCCACCACCAAAGCCGGGGCUUGGUGCACCUUUCUCUGAGCGACUCAGUGCGGAAUCCGUCAGCCGAACAACCCCUCAUGCUGGAGGUAUGAAACGUGUCGGUCUACAGGGGAUGACCGAAGCUAGUGAUGGCUUUAUGAAUAUGAGCAUUGAUUGA